This is a messenger RNA of Coturnix japonica (Japanese quail), 7758 nucleotides long. The record is from RefSeq and is a predicted model, not a curated record. Lineage: Eukaryota; Metazoa; Chordata; Aves; Galliformes; Phasianidae.
AUGCGGGUGACAACUGAGACGCGCUGGUGGAGCUGUGCUGACCCUCCUGUUCUCUUUGUGUCCCAGCCUUUCUUCAGGCUUCUGAACCUCCGUAAACUGGGCCUGAGUGACAAUGAGAUCCAGAGGCUUCCCCCCGAGGUGGCCAACUUCAUGCAGCUGGUGGAGCUGGACAUCUCCCGCAAUGACAUCCCUGAAAUCCCAGAAAGCAUCAAAUUCUGCAAAUCUUUGGAGAUCGCGGACUUCAGUGGGAAUCCCCUGUCCAGGCUUCCCGAGGGCUUCACGCAGCUGCGCAGCCUGGGGCACCUGGCCCUGAACGACGUGUCCCUGCAGAGUCUGCCCAGCGACAUCGGGAAUCUGGCAAACCUGGUGACCCUGGAGCUACGGGAGAAACCUGCUGAAGACUCUGCAACCUCGCUCUCAUUCCUUGUCAAGUUGGAGCAGUUGGAUCUCGGUGGCAAUGACCUGGAAGUGCUGCCGGAUACCCUGGGAGCGCUGCCGAACCUGCGGGAGCUGUGGUUGGACCGCAACCAGCUGUCGGCUCUGCCGCCGGAGCUGGGCAACCUGCGCCGCCUGGUCUGCCUGGAUGUGUCGGAGAACAAGCUGGAGCAGCUGCCCAACGAGGUCAGCGGGCUGGUAGCACUGACGGACCUGCUGCUGUCACAGAACCUGCUGGAGGGCAUUCCCGAUGGCAUCGGUCAGCUGAAGCAGCUCUCCAUCCUCAAGGUGGACCAGAAUCGGCUGACGGAGGUGACGGAGUCCAUCGGGGACUGUGAGAAUCUGUCAGAGCUCAUCCUGACAGAGAACAUGCUGACAGCCUUACCCAAGUCCCUGGGGAAGCUGACCAAGCUGACAAACCUGAACGUGGAUCGGAACCGUUUGACGUCCCUUCCAGCUGAGAUCGGGGGCUGCUCCAACCUGAACGUCCUGUCCCUGCGCGACAACCGUCUGGCCCUGCUGCCAGCAGAGCUGGCCAACACCACCGAGCUGCACGUGCUGGACGUGGCAGGAAACAGGCUGCAGAAUUUGCCCUUUGCUCUGACAAACCUUAACCUGAAAGCCUUGUGGCUGGCGGAGAACCAGUCCCAGCCCAUGCUGAAAUUCCAGACGGAGGAUGACGAAAAGACGGGAGAAAAAGUCCUGACGUGCUACCUGCUCCCCCAGCAGCCCUCCCCUAGUCUGGAGAACCUUCUGCAGAACAGCGUGGAUGAGAGCUGGACCGACACCAACCUAAACAGAGUCAGCGUGAUUCAGUUCCUGGAUGACCCCAAAGGAGACGACGAGGAGGAGGCUGGGGCUGAGAGGCGGGGCUUACAGCGCAGAGCAACCCCUCAUCCCAGUGAACUGAAAGUUAUGAAGAAGGUGAUUGAAGUUCGGCGCAGCGAGGUCUCUGCUGCAAAGCCUGGUGCAGACCCGAAUUCAUCCAACUCAGAAGAGAAGAGGCUGAGCGCCACGUCCAACCGCAGCGAGGACUCCCACCUCUCCAACAGCACCGCGGAGGAGCAGGGGGACGAGAGGCAGCGGGGCCGGCCCAACGGGCAGGUGCUGGAGGGGCAGGAGCUGGAGAAGGAGGCCAAGCAGGGAGCUGCAGAGGAGCCAAAGGAAGCUGCUGUGCAGGAGGAUGAAGAUGCGGAGGUGGAAUACAAUGAGCCCACUGUACACUUUGCUGAGGACACGCUGAUAAGGAGUGAGGAUGAAGAUGAAGAUGAGGAGCGGCCGUUCCCGGUGGAGAAACAGAGGCUGAUCCGCAAGGACACUCCCCACUAUAAGAAACACUUCAAGAUAACGAAGCUGCCCAAACCAGAGGCCGUGGUGGCGCUGCUGCAGGGGCUGAACAGCGACGGAGUCCCCAAGGAGGAGGAGGAGUUGGGAGGCUGCAACAACAACGCGGAGCCUGAGGAUGAGGAGGAAGCGUGGGAUGAAGACGACAGAAAGAACGGGUCGUUGUCUGCUCAGCCCUCCGUGAAGGGGGUGUCGUUUGAUCAAGCCAAUAAUCUGCUGAUUGAACCUGCUCGCAUUGAGGAGGAAGAGCUGACACUGACUAUCGUGCGGCAGACGGGGGGGCUGGGCAUCAGCAUCGCAGGGGGCAAAGGCUCCACCCCCUAUAAGGGUGAUGACGAGGGCAUCUUUAUUUCCCGUGUCUCAGAGGAGGGACCUGCAGCUCGUGCAGGGGUUCGUGUUGGGGACAAGCUUCUGGAGGUGAACGGUGUGUCCCUGCACUGUGCGGAGCACCACGUGGCCGUGGAAGCGCUGCGCGGGUCGGGGAGCUCCGUGUCCAUGACGGUCCUGCGGGAGCGGAUGGUGGAACCGGAGAACGCCAUCACGGUCACCCCGCUGCGCCCCGAGGACGACUACAGCCCUCGAGAGAGGAGAGGAGGCCUCCGCUUCCCAGAGCGACCCGAGGGGGCCCCUCCCACUGAGAGAUACUCCACCUGCUUGAUGCGCAAUGAGAAGGGUCUGGGCUUCAGCAUCGCGGGUGGCAAAGGCUCCACGCCGUACCGGGCUGGUGACACGGGCAUUUUCAUCUCACGGAUCGCGGAGGGAGGCGCAGCCCAUCGGGACGGGAUCCUGCACGUAGGAGACCGGGUCAUCUCGAUCAAUGGGGUAGACAUGACAGAAGCCAGGCAUGAUCAGGCCGUAGCGCUGCUUACCGCAUCCUCCCCCACCAUCGUCCUGCUGGUAGAGAGAGAGGGUGCAGAGCAGCCCGACGAGGGAGACGCGCCUGGCGCACCGUGGGUGCGCAUGCACUCCCCCCCACCACCCCCCAGCCAUGGGGAGAGCCCACCGGAGGAGACGCCUUCGCUGCAAAGGAGCCAGCUCUCUAAAGGCCUGGAGGAUCAGUAUCCCAUUGAGGAAAUUCACCUGGUAAAAGCAGGUGGUCCCCUGGGGCUCAGCAUCGUGGGAGGCAGCGACCAUUCCAGCCACCCCUUUGGGAUUCACGAACCGGGGGUUUUCAUUUCAAAGGUCAUUCCCCGUGGGUUGGCGUCUCGCAGCGGGCUCCGGGUCGGGGACAGGAUCCUGGAGGUGAACAGCAUUGACCUGCGCCAUGCGACCCACCAGGAGGCGGUGAACGCUCUGCUCUCCAACACGCAGGAGCUGACCGUGGUGGUGAGGCGAGAUCCGCCGCCGCCCGGCAUGCAGGAAAUAUGCAUUGAAAAGGCUCCAGGAGAAAAGCUGGGCAUCAGCAUCCGGGGUGGAGCGAAGGGUCACGCUGGAAAUCCCUUUGAUCCUACUGAUGAAGGCAUCUUCAUUUCUAAGGUGAGCUCCUCUGGGGCUGCAGCGCGGGACGGGCGGCUCAAGGUGGGAAUGCGGAUCCUGGAGGUGAACCAUCAGAGUCUGCUGGGGAUGACGCACACGGAAGCAGUGCAGAUACUCCGCAGCGUGGGCGAUGCCCUCCUGGUGUUGGUGUGUGACGGCUUCGAUCCCAAGGCUGCAGCUGCCAUUGAGAUGUCUCCAGGAAUUAUUGCAAACCCUUUUGCUGCUGGCAUUGGGCGCAAGAAUAGCCUGGAAAGUAUCUCAUCUAUUGACCGGGAUUUAAGCCCUGAGGAGCUGGAGGUCCUGCAGAAGGAGAUGGAAAUGGUGAGAGAAGCGACUCAGUGGGAGAGAGAAGAAAUGGAGAAAGUGGAGUGGAUGCGUAGGGAGCGGGAGGCGGCCACGCGGCAGCUUGAGGAGGAGGCGGCAGAGAAUGUCACGAGUGAACCUUUGCGAAUGGACUAUCGGACCCUGGCUGCUUUGCCCAGCAGUGGCUCGCAGAGAGUCAAUCGCACUCCUGCUCAGUGUGAUAGGGCCACCUCCGGCACAGGGAGUGACUGCGCUAUGCUGUCCCUGCCGGCACCACAGGACAGCCAGGACUGCUCCCCAGCAUCCCUGACCGCCAGCCAUGAGCCUGGCCCCCCCCAGGACCCCGCGUCGCUCUGUCCGCGCACACGUGGGGCAGAAAAGCCCCCUGUAGAUGAACGGGAUCCCACCCACGGCUCCCAGCCCCAGGAGCCGGAGGCGCCGGAGCCAGAGUGCAUGAUCGACUCGCAGCCCAUCCUGUUCAGCGAGAACCCCUUCGUGGUGGCCAACCGCAGGGGGAAGGCGGCGGGCAGGGCCUGCCUGGGGGGCCCACCGCUGGGCUAUGGCAGGGAGGGAGUGCUGAAGACCAACCUGUACUCCAAGGCUCCUGAGCCGGGGACGGGAAAUUCGAGGCGAGAAACCCCCUAUUCUCCCAGUAACCAGCAGAUGCCCGCAGCUGCUCGGCCAGGCAGGGAGACACGCUUUGCUUCCAUUAAUUUCAUAGCAUCGCAGGAUGACAGCAGAUCACAGACCAAGCCAGGCGUCAUUCAGCCUCUUUCUCGAGUGCGACAAAAUGCAGCCUCGCAUAACUCGGAGGACGGGGACAGCCCCAAUCCCUUCCAGCAACCCGAGCCAUGCUCCAGUGUCCAGAGCUCUCCAAAGCCACCGUCACCACCCUCUCCCGAUGAGAUUCCCAUCAAUGUCAAGCAAGCAUACAAGACUUUUGCAGCCGUGCCCUUGUCACACCCUCUGCUCGAGACGCAGGUGCCAUCGCAGAGCGGACUGCACAGCCCUGAGCAGCGAUCCUUCCGUGAGAGGCAGAAAUACUUCGAAGUGGAGGUGAAGCAGCAGCAGGUGGAUAAACCUCCCAAACGUGUCUCCUUGGUGGGAGAAGAUGACCUGAAGAAAAUGAAGGAAGAGGAAGCUCGAAAACUGCAGCAGAAACGCACCCUUCUGUUGGAGGAAGAAGCGGAAGAGGACGAGAUGGUAAAACAAGUGCCUGAGAUGAGCAUGCAGUCCACUGUCAUCAUUGAAGGAGUCGAGUACAAGAUUGAGAGGCUGAAUGGAAGGAGCAGCCAGGCUCCAGCAACUCGGUCCUCAGAGGUGAAUGAGAACAACAGCUCACAGAGGAAUUCACUGGAGGAAGGGAUGAAGCCUGAACAGAGAACAAACUCCAUGACUGGGUUGAGUCCAUUAAGUCUUGCAGCAGGGGACGCAUUGGCCCCGGUGCGGACGGCCAAAGCGGAGCGGCGGCACCAGGAGAGACUGAGGAUGCAGAGUCCUGAGCUCCUGAGCAGCCAAGAGAAGGAACUUUCCCCAGCAGAACGUCGUGCUCUGGAGGCAGAGAAGCGAGCGAUGUGGAGGGCAGCACGGAUGAAAUCCCUUGAGCAGGAUGCUCUUAAAGCCCAAAUGGUCAUUGCCAAGUCCAAGGAGGGAAAGAAGCGCAGCACCCUGGAGCAGGUGACAGAGUCACCUUCACCCGUUCCUACCCCGUCACCAACACCACUGGAAGAUUGCAGUCCCAGGAACGUCACUUCACCAGGAAGGCUGUCCAUGUCUGAAAAGAAGUUUGACUACCGGGAAUUUGCUGCUAUUCCUUCCUCCAAACCUGUUUACGAAAUCCAGUCGCCUGAUGCAGCUGAUGACCUCAGAUAUGUCGAGGACAGAAAUAACUCAGUUCCUCAGGAGCAAGAUGGACAGCCAGAGGAGGAGGAGAUGCUAUUAACACGUGAUUCAUCAACACCAACUGCAUCUGCACUUGAAGAGAUGGCUCUGUACAGCAGCAAACGCAAACUCCGACACAGCCGGCGCAGCCUGGAGACCGCAGUCCCGACGUAGGCGAUCCGAAGCUCCUGGGCUUUGGGAUGGCCCAACAUGGGGCUCCUGAACUUCCCGUGCUCCAGGAGUAGCACCAGACUGCCCAUAGCGCUGCCUCCUGGGCUCCGGAUGGAACUGAGCACCCACCCCAGGAGUGUUGUGGUCAACCGACUUCCUUAAGGCUGUGAACCGCCCUACUUUUCUCACCCAGUGGCGCACUGGGGCACGUCCUAACCCCAAAUGGGAUGGCACGGGACUGAUGGAUGGCUAACCUAGAGGAAGCGUGGGUAGGACAGAAGGCAGCUGCAGUUUGUUAGCCUGUAAAUAGUGUGGGGGGAGGGGGGUGGUAGGACAAGGAGAACAUAGAGUGUGAGUGUGUUGGGCUCCAGCUGUUAUUUCCUCAACUCGGAUCUUUUGUUUAAUGGUUAAUAUGAGAGCUUCUACUCUGGUCUGAAUGAGAAGGAAGUUCCAGCCUUCACUCCUAUUUAAUUUCCAGUCUUUUGCCAAGAAGCAUCUUCUUCCACCUCCCACACUGUGUCACCUCACUUUCUUUUGGGAGUGUGUGGAAGCUUGGAGGCAAAAAAAAAGAAAAAAAAAGAACAAAAAAAAAGAAAUUUUAGUGAAGUGCCUCCCUCUGACACUGACACCUGUGUGCUCAAAGAAGACUGAAUGAGCCGGAGCCUGUGCCAGCUCCAGGAAGCAUCAGCUCCAUUCCGUUGCCUCUGUGAGCGCAGCAUCUGUCCCAUGCAGGGAACUGCUCCUACCUGCAGUGUUUGACUGUCCUGGGAGACGGGUAUCUACCCCGGGCACACAUCUUGGUGUGCACAUAGUGUGAACCACUGGGUGUCAGACAGGAAUGGGUAUUUUUCAGCUGUCCGCAUCACAUGGGGGUGAAUGGGGGCAGGAAUGAGAAAGGAGUUGAAAAGCUGUAGGAGUGAUAGCAAUGUGAGUGUAUGGCAGCAAUAGCAAGCAGAAUAGCGAGGGCUUAGGAUACGGUGGCAGAGGUGGGAGGUGUAAACAGCAAAUAAGGUAGGGGGUUAGGAUUCAGGUAAUGGGGAAGGGUAGGAAGUGGCGUUGCUGGGGUCAGGUUAGGACUAAUGGGGUCUUACAGGUAGGAUGCUGGUGGGUGAGUCCCGCUGGCUGUGAGAUGAUAGGUGAUGUUGUGAGGGUGCCUAUGGGGUCUGAAGGAGUGACUGCCUGCCAGACAGGGAGCACGGUGGGGUGGAAUGGAUCUGGGAACAACCUGCAAUAAGCACACGGUGCUGCUCUCUGCCAGCACGUUGACUUCAGGCCCCUGUCUGCAUAGGACGGGGCAAACACGUGCUUGUCUGAGCAAGAGGAAAAAAGAAAAAAUGAAAAAAGGAUGGGGGUGUGAUUCCUGGCUGCCACACAUGGAACAGUGGCUGUGAGCAGUUUGCAUCCAGCGUGCUCUACAGACGUGGAGGAGGCUGGUGCUGCUCACAGCUGAUCAGUCUCUGCUGCUCUACUGCCCACUACUGAACUAAAACAUCCCUGUUCCUUUUUUCUUUUUCUUUUUUUUUUUUAAUGGAUUUUGUUUGGUUUGGGUUUUCUUUUGUUAAAGCCUCCAAUACAGAGAAAGGCAUCAGAGUUCAGCAGUCUUUGAUCUGUCCAUCCAGAUCCAUUGGUGCUCUCUGCUGAACUCCAGCAGUAAGGCCAGGGCUGAACCUCACCUGGGACGUGGCCUGGGAGCAGCAGCCACUUCUGCUCAUGCAUUUGCUGACUGACUGGAUGCAUUUUUUUUAUGGUUGAGAAUCUCCCUUCAUGCCAAACUCAUUUGAACUGACUCCACGUGGUUUAAUUGGACAGGGCUCUGAAGGGGGAACUCGGAUAUCUCAAGCUGCCGCUACGGCUGCUUCCAUCAUCAGCAAUUGGAGCUUUUCCUUUUUGAAACCUAAUUUUAGCAUAUGCUUUUUAACAAGAGCAGUUUUGGAAACAAUCUUGGAUUUGUUUUGGUGACUAACGUGAUUCUUUCUCCUUUCCCUUUUUGGUACCCGCUGCCAGGCUCUGGGUUCUCUCCCCUUCUCUCCUGAGAGACUCUGAGGGAAAAUUAAUUAGCGCAUCAAGACUGUAACUAGUGACAUUUGUACAACCAAAGAAAUCUAUUUUGUGGUUCAAGGAUAAUAAAGUUUACUUUACGUUUUAGAA